Molecule: messenger RNA, 2594 nt
Organism: Heterocephalus glaber (naked mole-rat)
Lineage: Eukaryota; Metazoa; Chordata; Mammalia; Rodentia; Bathyergidae
Gene: Sars2
Product: seryl-tRNA synthetase 2, mitochondrial
Biological process (GO): seryl-tRNA aminoacylation
Molecular function (GO): ATP binding; serine-tRNA ligase activity
Source: RefSeq, a predicted model, not a curated record
UGAGUUUGAGGUUAGCCUGAGCUACAUAGUGAGUUCAAGGCCUGCCUGAACUACAUAGCGACACCCUGUCUCAAUCAAAAAAAUCCUACAAUAAAUGUGGUCAAUAUGUGUAUGACAAAUAUGUACUAAUAAAAAAAAAGUAUAAAAAUAAAAAACCCAGCCCUAAAAUAAAAGGCAAAAGAUAAACAAACAAAAGAAAAUAACCCCCCAAAAAUCCAACCUGGCAUACCAGAUGGUGCACAUCUCCUGAGGAAGCUGAGGCCAGAGGAUCACAAAUCCUAGCCCAACCUGGGCAACUUAGCGAGACCCUGUCUCAAAAUAAAUAAAAAAGGCUGAGGAUCAGCCUAGCACCCUAGCUCAGUGCUCCCAGGCUUCCAUCUCCUGCACUUCCCCCCCCAAAAAAAACAAACUUCCAGAUGUUCAUAUAGCAGUCGCUGUGCACGAGGCACCAUAAGCUGUGCUUUCCAGACUCCCAGUCCACACAACAUGGUGAUGCAGGAACAGACAAGUCUAGUUUUACACUUGGGGAAACUGAGGCCUUACAUCCUACAGCCAGGAAGUGAGAGAGGUGGACCUGAGCCCAGGCAUGUGGGUUGCUUUCCGCCACUCCUCAGAGGCCCCUGCCACUUUCAGGCCCAGCUGCCCGAGACCUGCAGAGUGCGCAUCCAGGCCAGCAGCCCGUAAAAAUGGCAGAACUGCUGGCCUACCUUCAGAGAGCACUGUUACUCAGGGAAGCUGCAUCGGGGUGGAGGAUCAUCCUACCACCCAGAUGGGGACACUGAGGCCCAGAGAAGGGGAGAGAUUUGCCCAAGGCACACAGCUGGUGAACCAGGACCACAGUCAAGUGCAGCAGGACCCUCAAUAUAAGGCCCUGAGGACCCGUGGGCGGGAGAUCCGGAAGCAGCUUGUGCUCCUGUACCCCAGGGAGGACCAGCUGGAGGAGCAGUUCUACCUGCAGGCACUGAAGCUGCCCAACCAGACCCACCCAGACGUGCCCGCCGGGGAUGAGAGCCAAGCCCGAGUGCUCCAGGUGGUCGGAGAGAAGCCAGCUUUCUCCUUCCAACCUCGGGGCCACGUGGAAAUCGGCGAGAAACUCGACAUUAUCCGGCAGAAGCGCCUGUCGCACGUGUCGGGCCACCGCUCCUAUUACCUGCGUGGCGCAGGGGCCCUCCUGCAGCACAGCCUGGUCAGCUUCACUCUCAGCAAGCUCGUCGGCCGGGGCUUCACCCCCAUGACGGUGCCAGACCUGCUCCGAGGAGCUGUGUUUGAAGGCUGUGGUAUGACACCGAAUGCCAGCCCGUCCCAUGUGUACAGCAUCGACCCCUCCCACUUUGAAGACCUCCACCUAGCUGGGACAGGAGAAGUGGGGCUCGCAGGCUACUUCAUGGACCACAGUGUGGCCUUCAGGGACCUGCCAGUCAGGAUGGUCUGCUCCAGCACCUGCUACCGGGCAGAAACCGACACCGGGAGGGAGCCUCGGGGGCUCUAUCGGGUGCACCAUUUCACCAAGGUGGAGAUGUUCGGGGUGACAGGCCCCGGGCUGGAGCAGAGCUCACAGCUGCUGAAGGAGUUCCUGUCCCUGCAGGUGGAGAUCUUGACGGAGCUGGGCCUGCACUUCCGGGUCCUGGACAUGCCCACCCAGGAGCUGGGCCUUCCUGCCUACCGCAAGUUCGACAUUGAGGCCUGGAUGCCCGGCCGAGGCCGCUUUGGAGAGGUGACCAGCGCUUCCAACUGCACCGACUUCCAGAGCCGCCGCCUGCACAUCAUGUUCCACACCGAGGCCGGGGAGCUGUGCUUUGCCCACACGGUAAACGCCACAGCCUGCGCCAUCCCCCGUGUCCUCAUUGCCCUGCUGGAGAGCAAUCAGCAAAAGGAUGGUUCGGUCCUCGUGCCCCCUGCCCUUCAGCCGUACCUUGGCACUGAUCGGAUCACAGCCCCCACCCACGACCCUCUCCAGUACAUCGGCCCCAACCAGCCACAGAAGCCCAGGCUCCCGGACCCAUCAGCAUCAGGCUGAGAGCCGCCUGCACCCACUCCUGGGUUGUCGCUGCCUCCUGGAGCUCCAGAGGCCCCAAACACUGAGCCUAUCUGCCUUGGCACAUCCUGAUGCCUGUGAACACUAGAUCCACACCUGGGCGCCGGGACCCCAUAGCCCAUCCCUCCUGCUUCCCUGUCCCUCAGUCAGUCAGCAGCCCUGGGGUCUUGGGGGCCACCCAGAGGGCUUGUGAGGAUGCUGAAUCCCCCCAUGUCCCCCGGGACAAGCCAGGCAGUCACCUCGGUGGUUCUGGCCCCAGACCUCCCCAGGUCCGUCCUCCACAAGCUUCCCACUCCACAGCCAGCUCGUUAGCAGCCCCCUUCAGAACACUUCCAGAAUCUCUUGGGCCCCUCUUCGGGUCCUGGCCACCCCCAUCCCUACUUGGAUGUCACAGAAGCCUCUUCACGGUCUUGAGCAAGACAGAGCAAGGCCCUCCCCUGCCUAGAGCUCUCCCUCAGCUCCAUCUCAGAAAAGGACAAAACUGUCCUGACAUCUGGGUCUGUCCUCUUUGGGUUCUCCAGUCAUGUCCACCUUCCCUAUAUAAAAUGUAGUUAUGUGA